AUGAAGGUGGCUCAACUAGACUGUCUGAUUCUUCUACCAUCUCCUACCACAGCAGGCUCUGAGAGGUUUGAGGUUCUUGGUCCAACUGAUCCCAUUGUUGCUGUGGCUGGUGAUGACAUCAUUCUGCCCUGUUACCUCAAACCCAACAUCAGUGCUGAGGACAUGACAGUAGACUGGCUGAACCUGGACUCCAAAGACGGUCGUGUCUUUCGUUACCAAAACAGAAAAAUCAUACGAGAGGAUCAGAUUCUCUUCUAUAGAGGAAGAACAUCACUGUUUGAAGAGGAACUGUGGAGGGGAAACACCUCUUUGAAACUGACCAGGGUACAAGGCACUGAUGAGGGACAUUACAAAUGCUUUAUUAAAGCAAAGAGCUGGUAUGAUGAUUUCACUAUUCAAGUCCUCGUUGAAGCUGUAGGAUCCAAGCCAGUGGUGUCCAUUGAGGGACACAGAGAGGGAGGGAUGGGUCUGCUGUGUGAAUCAGAAGGCUGGCACCCUGAGCCUGAGCUGGUGUGGCUGGACAGUAAAGGAGUCCGUCUCUCUGCUGGACCUCCUGAGACACACAGAGACUUCAAGGGAUUCUACAGAGUCAAACAACAUGUCACUGUCCAGGAGACUGACACCAACCGCUUUACCUGCAGAGUCCAACAGAGCUGGAUCAAUGAGAAGAUGGAGACAGAGGUUCACCUCCCUAGUGAGUAACAACAUAAUAUUAUUUAGACAUGAAACACUGGAGAUAUUGAUGUGUUAAUGUCCAGUAUAUGUUUUAACCAAAGGCUUUGAGACAACAAUACAAAAGGGUAGUGUUUAUUAUGACACACUCCACUGCUGUGUGGUAGUAUUAGUACCA
Molecule: messenger RNA, 850 nt
Organism: Salvelinus sp. IW2-2015
Lineage: Eukaryota; Metazoa; Chordata; Actinopteri; Salmoniformes; Salmonidae
Product: butyrophilin subfamily 2 member A1-like
Biological process (GO): regulation of cytokine production; T cell receptor signaling pathway
Cellular component (GO): external side of plasma membrane
Molecular function (GO): signaling receptor binding
Source: RefSeq, a predicted model, not a curated record